Molecule: messenger RNA, 750 nt
Organism: Grosmannia clavigera kw1407
Lineage: Eukaryota; Fungi; Ascomycota; Sordariomycetes; Ophiostomatales; Ophiostomataceae
Exons: 2
Coding region: 1-750 (249 amino acids)
Source: RefSeq, a predicted model, not a curated record
AUGCGGUCAAAUACCCUCUUCAUCUCUCUGCUUGUCUCUGCAGUGGCCGCACCUGUGCUGGCCGUACCCGUUUCUGUGGUGCUUGACCAAAACGUGGGUGAUGCAGUCCCAGCACCACCACGGAAGGCCGUCUCGCAGCACACUCAGCCAUUGGCUGCCGAUAUCGACAACCGACCAUAUACACCGUCUCCAAAAGUCUCCCCGGCCGUGGUUUUGGCCACUCCCCGGCCUCUCAUUACCUCCUAUCUCAUGGGUCUCGCUCCUCCGAUGCCCGCACCAGCACCUGUCACAAGCAAGAGCCAGCCAUCUACAGCCCGGAAGCAGAACAAAACGGAUCACCCCGAUAAAGCCAAGAGACCAAAGACAGGUGGCCUUGUGGUUGUUCAAGAGGCAUUGGAUGAGGCUGAAGCCGUCAUCGCAGCUGUGUACUCCGAAUCGAUGGAGCGCAACUUGAAGAACGCCAACAAGGCCUCUGUUCCAUGCUACACACAGCUUCGGCAUGCGCACGACGAAAUGAUGGUCAUCAGCAUGGUGGCCGUCUUCCUGCUGGUCAUUAUGGUGAUCGAGUUUUUGGACAACAAUAGGCAAAAAUCGAUGGAUAUCGAAGCUGCUCCUGCGUUGGGGGCCAUCCGUCUGGAGGAUGGCAAGUAUUCCCAGACUUCCGAAAGGCAGCCACUCUCUGUGCAGGCAGCCCCCCCGCAAUUAGAUCUUGCGACGCCGAUAUGCGACGAAAAAACAAAAACCAACUAA